Messenger RNA from Alexandromys fortis (reed vole), 9227 nucleotides. RefSeq names its product solute carrier family 16 member 7 (gene Slc16a7). Gene Ontology annotation, biological process: monocarboxylic acid transport; transmembrane transport. Gene Ontology annotation, cellular component: plasma membrane. The transcript has 6 exons. Gene Ontology annotation, molecular function: monocarboxylic acid transmembrane transporter activity. Bases 289 to 1737 code for a protein of 482 amino acids. The record is from RefSeq and is a predicted model, not a curated record. Lineage: Eukaryota; Metazoa; Chordata; Mammalia; Rodentia; Cricetidae.
GCCCGCGCCCUCUUCCCGCGCUCCCGGGCACCCCAACCGCCUCCGCUCCCGCACCUCCCCUCCCCCCAUUCAGCCGUUUACAGCGAGGCGAGGCGGCUGCAGGUGGGCGAGGGGCCCGGGAGAGCGGCGGUGCGGCCAGAGCCAGAUAAUCUGGAGUCGGCUCUACCUCUCCCGUUAUAUUGCUUUCGAAUAUUGCUCAUCAUCAGAAAGUGACUAGGCUUAGAUUACACACCACCCAAAGUGCUCAUCUGACAACAGGUUGCUCUAUUCUCCAGCAGAGGUGCAGAAAUGCCAUCAGAGACUUCUGCUCCUCCUCCAGACCCCCUUCCUCCAGAUGGAGGUUGGGGUUGGGUAGUAGUUUGUGCUUCAUUCAUCUCCAUUGGAUUUUCAUAUGCCUUCCCCAAAGCUGUGACGGUAUUUUUUAAAGAUAUACAGGAAAUAUUCCACGCUGGCUACAGUGAAAUUGCAUGGAUAUCAUCCAUCAUGCUGGCUGUCAUGUAUGCAGGAGGUCCUGUCAGUAGUAUCUUGGUGAACAACUAUGGCAGCCGGCCUGUGGUGAUAACUGGAGGGUUGCUAUGCUGUACCGGAAUGAUCUUGGCUUCCUUCAGUAACAGUGUGAUACAACUUUACCUCACAAUUGGCUUAAUUGGAGGUAUAGGAUUAGCAUUCAACCUGCAACCAGCCUUAACAAUACUCGGAAAAUACUUCUACAGGAAACGGCCCAUGGCAAGCGGCUUGGCCAUGGCUGGAAGUCCUGUUUUCUUAAGCUUGUUGGCUCCCUUCAAUCAGUACCUAUUUAACUGUUACGGCUGGAGGGGGAGCUUCUUGAUUUUGGGAAGCAUAUUUUUGCACUCCUGUGUGGCUGGGUGCCUCAUGAGACCUGUCCAGCAAAGUACACAUCAGUCCAAGUCUAAAAGUAAGGUUGGUCCAAGACAUGUUGAAACUAUGAAGAAAGUCAAUAAGGAAUCGACAGCAGAAAAAAUUAAUAAACUUUUAGAUUUCAGCCUUUUUAAGCACAGAGGAUUUUUGAUCUACCUAUCUGGAAAUGUCAUUAUGUUUCUAGGGUUUUUUGCCCCUAUUAUAUUCUUGGCUCCAUAUGCUAAAGACAAAGGAGUGGAUGAAUAUAACUCAGCUUUGUUGCUGUCUGUGAUGGCUUUUGUGGAUAUGUUUGCUAGACCUUGUGGAGGAUUAAUAGCCAACUCCAAGUUCAUCCGUCCACGCAUUCAGUACUUCUUCAGCUUUGCAGUUAUAUUCACUGGCGUAUGCCAUCUCCUCUGCCCCCUGGCAGAUACCUACCCGGCAUUGGUACUCUACUCUGUAGUCUUUGGUUUGGGAUUUGGAAGUGUUAGCAGUGUCCUCUUUGAAACUCUCAUGGACCUUGUUGGACCUGUCAGGUUUUCCAGUGCCGUGGGACUUGUCACCAUUGUGGAGUGUUGCCCCGUUCUUCUCGGCCCUCCUAUAGCUGGUAAAUUGGUUGAUAAAACUAAAGACUAUAAAUUUAUGUACAUGGCCAGUGGGGCAAUUGUGGUGAUAUCAGGCAUUUGGCUGUUCAUCGGCAACGCUAUUAACUAUAGACUCCUUGCCAAGGAAAGGAAGAGAGAGAGAGCACGGAAGAAGAAAUCAGCCACCCAUUUGCACAGAGAAUCGGAAGCUUUGAACAGAUCCAAACAGGAUGAUGUUACUGUCGAAUUUUCAAGUGCACACAGUCCUCCGUCAAACAGAGAAAGCAAUAUGUAACAUGUCUCAUCUCAAAUCAGUGUUUAUGAAUUCGCUUAUGAGUUUCUUUGUGUUUUUCAAAGUGUUGGAAAGGAUUUUAGGUAAAACAAAUGAUCACAAACAACAAUGAAACUAAGAUUUGGAGGUGAUGUAUACAGAAAAUCGAUGCAGAGGCUUAUUUGCAAACUUGACUUGGGAUGUUGUGAUGAGAAAGAAGAAUUUUUAAAUCUUUCACUGACUUUUAUUUGUAGAAUGAAAUCUGCAUCCCAGAAGCCUGGCUUACUUAAGCAUAUGUUUAAUUCCAUAAAAUGUCUCUCCUCAAAGUUCCUUUUUAUUUGACAUUGUUAUGAAGUAAAUUGAAGACAAUUAUUUCUCUUUUCACACACAAAGAAUCACAUAGAAUAUAUAUCCACACAAACACUGAGUAUCUGGAGACCAUAAAGAAAUAAAUGAAUUUGAAAGAAAAAGAUUAUUAUAGUCAUUUUUAAGUAAAAGAAAAACUCCAGGAAGACAAUGGGAAUGUGUUUUACUUGUCUGCAGUUUCACAGUGUGGCUUUAAAAUAACAAUAUAUAUUUAAAGGCAAAAUGCUAAAAGCUAAAAAAUUAAGGGAUUGCUAACAUCAGAAAAAAAAGUGUUUGUAAAAUAAGUUUGGCAAAAAAAAAAAAAACUCCUUUUUUACAGUCAUGCUUGAUUAAUCUGCACACACUGGGUUUUUUUUUCUUUUUUUUUUUUUCAAGGGUUGUAAUUAGUCCCUGGUGCUGGAAAAGAGAACAACCCCCACCUCAAGUAACCUGUACAAUUUUACCUAACACAUCAAUUGAAUUAGAAUUUUAGUGAGACUGAACAUCAGCUAAACCCCAUUGAUUUGUAUCUUAGCUCAUAAUAUAAAGCUUAAUUAUGGCUUUAAAAAAAAAAAAAAAACAGGGCUCAAUCCAGAUUCAAUGUUGUGCUGCAAUAACCAAGCCAAAUAACCAAGAAUCCUAGUUGACACCUGCAAGUAGGCAAGAUUCUAUUUUUUUUUUUCCAACCAAAGUAAUGACACAAGCUUAAUCUUCUGAGUAAUUUGCAGGAAUAGAACUGACAAGAGUAGUGGUCAUUAUGGAGCCUACUACAGUCUUCGAAUUCUUCACUAAAACAAGCAAAAGCAAAGUAAAAGAAACCCAGGCCUUGACUUCAGUCCCUGAAGAUGCCUCAUGGUAGAGGGAACACUUGAAAAUUCUGCUCCCUACUGAUUUUGACUGCCUGUUGCCUGAGAACAGAACCAGAACACUGGAGCUUGCUGGGUGGGGAGACACUUGUAAAAAUACAGGUUUGGGGACUUCUAGGAAUAUAGUUUAUGGCACAGUAUUGAUAUCGUGAAGGGUUGUCACUCAGGUUAGUUUGGCAUGUUCUCAUUUUCUUGAGCAAAAGUAACUGGGAUUCAGAAUCAUUCCUAAGACACUUUUGACAGAUCCAUUGAUUUCCUAACCUAUAAAUAUCAACUGAAAUUAAAUAUUUGUAUAUGUCUUGUUUAAUUUUAUGAUGGAUAGAACUUAGUGAUUUCCUAUUGAGUGACACCCCUCUAGCAAUACCCUCCUCUUUUCUUUGCAGCAGAGGGUGGGUGCUAUUCUUAUUCCUUAGGAGACUUUGCCUAGACACUGCACUUUCAUGACAUCAGCAUUAGAGGUUUGAGUUUGUCCUAAAUUUAAUCCACUGCUUUAAAUGUGGUUCACAGGUUCAUAUUUUCAGAUUUGCUUUUUCUUCAUUUAACAUUUGCCUUUUUAAAGAUAUUUAUGAUUUUCAAUCAUUUAAUAAAAACAGGAUGUGCCAAUAUCUUAAGGAAAUGAAUAAGGACAAUAUGUGACACCAUACAGCAUACAAUGUCCUUCAUUUUUUUUUGCAGUGCCCUUUUCUUUAACUUGGUUCCACCCAAUCUUGAGUCAGCUUUUUUUGUGUGUUAUUCCUUUUAUAUCCACUUCUGUUAUUAAAAAAAAACACCAUUCUAGUCAAUCAUAAACAGUUCCAAAAAGAAUGCCUUGCACUCUUUGAAAAUAUCUUUUUAAACUAAUAUACAUGUCAGACAGCAGAAGAGGAACAGUAAGGCAGUGACCGUAGGAUUUGUAGUCACACCUGUGUGCUGUGACACCUGCAUGCAGAGAUGCUGUGUGGGGGGGGGUGCCUUCCUUUCUCCUUGGAAAGAGGUUUAAUUAUGUCAAUUGCUGAUGAAUCAAACCAAAGCCAAGUUGCAUUUCCUUUGCUGCUUCUCAGUUGCCUUAAUUCACUUCCGAUGGUUAUUGCAUUGAUCUUUAAGGGUGUGGAAGAAUCUCAAAGCACAGGACCUGGUGUGCAGAGUCAUGUCAGAAACAUGACAUUCUAAGUAGGAAUGUCUGUAACACACAUGUUCUAAGUUAAAGCCAUAACUUGCUUGAAUCAAUAAGAGAACUGUAACAGAAAUGAAUCUACUUAUUUGCUCUUCCCGGUCCAACUGCAUUUGUUGACAUACUUGUUCUUUCAAUUAUAUCUUUCAAAGACUGAGCAAAGGCUGUUGGCCUAAAGCUUCUGUUCCUAUCUAAUCACAUAGGACAGGAGGAAUGUAGCUAGCAUGCUCAUCUGCAACUUUAGUGCUGAAUACAUUCCUGUCACAGAGGAAUACCAGAUUUUAGAUGUUCAAGAUAAGAAACUAAACUGAUAUCAUUGAAAUGCCCACAAAGUUCUAAUUAUUACUCAAAAGAAACUAGAGUACUCUUAAUUUCCAGUUACUAGCUAGCUUAUAUAUUUGCCAUUUCUUAGUUAAACAUCCCUUAUCUUUUGCUAUUUAACCUUAACUAUUUUUCAGCAUCCAUAGAAAGAAAAAUAGGUCUGGACUUACUCUUACCUAGUCUUCUUUCUAUGUCCUUUUUGAAGAGGCAGUGAGAGGCAGUAAUAUGUAUCAUAUUGAAGACAUGACAUUUUCUCAGUAUAAAUUCACAUGACUCAUAGAAUUCCCCUUUUCUUUCUGUCUUCCAAGCACCUGCACUCUAGUGGCCACACUCCACCUGAACAGCAAAAAAGAAAUGAAACAGUUUGAUUUGGUAUGCUCAAAAGUAUUCUAUAAGGGUGUAAUUGUCUACUCACUUGCUUCUAGCCCUACAACAUGACAAUCUAGAACCCAGAAAAGUAUAAAUAAAAUUUUAUAUAGAUGUUAUAAUUAGUUGAAAUUACAUUGUUCCAAAAAUGCCUUACAAAGAAAAAACUCAUAUAUACGCUAUUUCCAACCUUUAGUAGAAUAAAUUAUUCUAAAUGUCUGGUUCAGUGUAAUGGGAGAAUACAAGGUGAAGGAGGGAAGAAAUCCAUGAUAUGCAUUUUGCCUACACAGUGCCUCUUAAUAUUAAAGCCAAAGCCAUACUAGGAGUCAGUACUUUGAUAUAAUAGAGUCUCUCUCUCUCUCUCUCUCUCUCUCUCUCUCUCUCUCUCUCUCUCUGUGUGUGUGUGUGUGUGUGUGUGUGUGUGUGUGUGUGAGAGAGAGAGAGAGAGAGAGAGAGAGAGAGAGAGAGAGAGAGAGAGAGAGAGAGAGAGAGAGCGCGAGCUCAGGAAAUUUCCCUAGAGUUAAAAAUAGUAUAUUGCCCAACCAAAAUUUAUGGGUUUAUCUAAAAGCAGAAAGUUCUUAGAGAAUUCACUCAAUUUCUGCACACAACUGAUAGUGUCAAAAGCAAGUAAAAAGACAUGCAAAAGAGUAAACUUUAUAUGGGAAAUGAGACUUAACUGCAGUCUAUAUUAUAAUUUAUUAUUUGCUCAUUGGACACUGAAUUUUCUUUAUGCAAAAUAUAAUUUCAAAUUGCCUGUUUCUCUCAUCAGUUCAAAUUAUCUCAAUUAAUGAUUAUAUAUAACAGCUGAGAGUGCUUCAUUAAGUCCUUUUCUCAUAUAAAUGAUGGUAUGUUUAUAUGACUCAGGUGUAAUGUAUUUUCCCUGAAGUUGGAGUAAAGGAAGUUCUUUAGUACACAUAAGCUAUUCCUAUACUUGUUCCUACCUAUGAUAUAAACUGUAAACAUUACUUACUAUAGAACAUGAUAAUUUGAAUUUUAGUGACUACCCCAUUUAUAGGAUUACCCCAGGAACCAAGAAAUAUUUAUGUGAUUAAUAAGAUUAAAGUAAUUUAUUUCAUUAAUAUAGUAUCUACUUAUUUUCAUUAUUUGACAAAACAGAUCCCUAAUAGUUUUCAAGUUCCUCUGAGCAUGCUCCUUGUUCUCUCAUCUCGCGGAGAACACAACUAUUACUGCCUUUGUCAUCUUCUUCUUGCUAGACAUUUGAAGAGCUAAUGGAUCCCACCUUGUUUGAGGAGCUAGGUCUCCACGCACUUUUCCUUAUGAUGGUGUCAUCUGUGCACGAUGCCAUCUGUGGUGCAGAGGGUCUUGCUCAUUUGUGAUUUGCAAGAAUAGCCUCCCUGAAGCUGUAUAUACUUCAUGGAAGAAUGGCACAUGUUCACAAAUAGGAAAAACCUCCUUAGUCUAGGCUUGAAUAUUCUGAGAUUGGAAAGGUGUUUGCGGUUCAGAAGUUGUAAGUGUGGCUUUUUCUUUAUGUCAGAUAACUUCAUAAUUGAGUCUAGUUUGGCAGAACCUAGCAAAACAAAUCAUUCUCUCCUGGGCACUUGCCAUCUGGAAUUUUCCCAGUAUUUCUGGAAGUGCCUGGUACCUUCAAGAACUGGAAUUAGCAGUGCUGUGCACUGUUAAUCAAUCCAGCGUUGCCCGGGUGCACACACUCCACAGCUAUUUGCAGUAAGGUCACUCAGAUGUUUUUUAAGUCUCCACAUUUAAUCCUACCACUUCUACAGAUCUGAAUUCCAUGGGCCCAUAUACUUCCACAUUUGAGUACACAGGCUAAAGUUAAGAGACCUGCAUGCCAGAAACUCUUAUGUCAUAAAAACACCCUUAAAUGAACAGUGUACUGAGACCACCAUGUUUACCAUUCAGAUUUAGCCUUCUUUGCUUCAAGUGUUCAUACUCAGUAGACUUUGCCUCUACACAUUAGUAUUAUUGUAAAUUUAGACGUCAUCUCCAUGUUCUCUUUGCUUUGAUGCCUUGAUGAACAGAGCUUGAAAAUUUAUGAUAAUGUGUAUUAUGGAUGACGUUCUUGCAAGUCUCCCGUUGAGCAAAGUUAACAUUGACAUUGGACAAAAUCACCCCUAUUCCAGUCCCAGGUGCUUUGUUGUCCUUAACACUCCUGUCUCUACCUUUAUUUCUUGUUUUUGAAUUCAUUUCCUUUUUCUGUAAUGUUUGAAUGAAAGUCUUUAAGAUUUUUGUCCUCCCCUGCUGCACAUUUUCCACAUGGAUUAUUUCCUUGCUGGUGGUUUGAUGACACUGUCAUUGUUCUCAUGGUCUUUUGUUUUUGAGUCUUCAUAGACAACCUGUUAAUUAGGUAAGCAGCAUUCAGCAGUAAUGGAGAAGGCUAGUAUAUGCUGAAUUUAUGAACAUAACAGUGACUAAUUUUUCUUUACACGAUAAAGCCAGCUUUUGUUUCUUUGGUUUUAAUUUGAAUGGCAAAAUAAGCUAUGAAAGAAAAUGAGCUUUAUGUGCAAAACAGGCACUGAACGGAUGACGACUAGGGUGUGGGUAGCGUGGUGUUCAGAAACAUUUUAUCUCCCUAAGUUCAGCAUGGAAUUUCAAAACGGCGGUGAUGUUCACUCUGUAGUUGUUUGUAGUUUCAUUUUUACUUUGUAUAUGCAAGUAAUAAUGCUUUUGAUGAACCCAUUUUAUACAAAACAUGUUUAAUGAAAUAGACUGCAGGUUUCAAUGGGAUUUGUUUUUCUACCACCAACAUAGUAUUGAUUGAAGGCUGAGCAAUUCUGGACUUCAUGAGAUUGGACCUGCCAAUUGAAAUGCUGGUUUUGGAACAUUCGAUGCAAUUGUAUCUUGAUGUGUAAUGCAUUUUCGCGCAACAUAUACAGAUAUCAAAUUUCAUGUUUAAAUAAUUGAUUGCACCAUCUCAAUCAUACUUUGCAAAGUCAUGUUUGUAAAUUUAAUUUGAAGAAUACCUACUGAUUGCCACACUAGAGAGUUCUGGAUUUGUCGUAGACAGUAACUAAUACGCUGCUGAAUUUUACACAGUAUAUGAUAUUACGGUAAUAUCAAAGCCAUUCUAGAGAUACCAGUAUUAUAUUAAUAGACAUUUAUCAGUGUUCCUUUAAUUGCCCUUUUUGCCUAUGCAUAGACCUUAUUUCAAAAGAACAUUCAAUUGUUUCCUACAAAUUGUCAUCACUUAAAUAAUUAAGGACAUGACUCAUGCACUGGUUUAAGAAUCUGAAACUGUGUUAGGGAAAGUACUAGACUGAGUUCUAUCAGACAAAACUAGACACUUAACAGGUGUCUCAAACAAUGUAACUAAAGCUUCAAUGUCAGAGAAUGCCCUUUACCCUGUUUUGCCUGGAUAGACAGCAUUUCUAGGCUUUUCCUUUAUUCAUACCUCUCCAGAAAUCAACAAUAAACACCAAAAAAAAAAUCACCCAUAAUGAGAUAAAUCUCAGGAAGAAGCAUGGUAACUGCUUGGAAUUCAUUUUGGCGAAGUACAAAAGCAGCAUUCUGCAUUAGACAGGUGUUUGUUUAAGUCACUGGGGACAUCAACUGUAGGAUCCACUGUUAGUGAAGGUGUUCAGAAACUGACAUGGCUCAGCAGACUUGUGGGCAUGUGAAAGACCUUUGUACCUCCACAGGCAGCUGUGGGUGGGUUAUACUCAGCCAGACUGAUGCUGUGUAACCAUCCGACAUCAGUGCGACAGGAACAGCCUCAAGAGUGGCGGCAUUACCUAUCCUGGUCGUGAUAAAGUCAAUAGCAUACUUUAGUCUGCAGUGUCAUACAGUAAUCUCUAUGCUGAAGGUGAAAGGGCAAGAUCUUCCCAAAUAUUAAAAUUUUCACUUGAUUUGAAGAGGUUUUAUUAUAAUGUAUUAAUGAAUUAUUUUCUAGGUUGAAAAAUUCUCCACUUGUGAAAGAAAUUUUGAAAAAUGGUUACAACUUCCAUGCUUUGGCUAAAUAUUUUUUUCAUUUAAUGUUUUAAAUUUGAAUUAAGAUUUGGGGGAAGAGCUCUAGACAUAAUACCUUGCCAUUAAUAGGACAUGUAAGAUAUACUUUACCUCAUCUACUUUAUGAAAAAAUUGAAGUGAAUGGGCUUCAGAGUUAAUCUAUAAAAUUAUUUUCAUUAUAAAUUAUGCCUUAAGCUCUACUUCUAAGAUUUCCAAGUGCAACAUAAUGUGUUUUGUUCUCUCUGCAUCUUGGUAACCACUGAGCAAUCCAUCACAUGGUCACAUAAAUAUGGGUAUUCCCUAUGACUGUGAAGUAAAGAUUAAGGGAGACUUGCUUGACACCUAAGAGGAUCCAGUCACUUGUUUAUACAGGAUCUAAGUCAUGGCUGCACCUGCCUCACCGCACGCCUUUAAUCCCAGCACUCGGGAGGCAGAGGCAGGCGGAUCUCUGUGAGUUCGAGACCAGCCUGGUCUACAGAGCUAGGUCCAGGACAGGCUCCAAAGCCACAGAGAAACCCUGUCUUGAAAAAAACAAAAACAAA